This is a messenger RNA of Hibiscus syriacus, 439 nucleotides long. RefSeq names its product protein NONRESPONDING TO OXYLIPINS 2, mitochondrial-like. The transcript is spliced from 2 exons. The coding region runs from base 95 to 418 and encodes 107 amino acids. The record is from RefSeq and is a predicted model, not a curated record. NCBI's taxonomy places the organism in Eukaryota, Viridiplantae, Streptophyta, Magnoliopsida, Malvales, Malvaceae.
UACCUAAACCCUGUCUUCCCGCUUUACUUCCUCCAAGGUUUGAGCUUCGAUUAGUAAAGAUUUUCGAUUUCCUCUCUCCUUUUAUUAUUUGCUAAUGGCUUCAGCUUGCAAGAGCUUCAUCAGUAGAUCAUCAUCCUCCAUCAAAUCCGCCUUUAGAACUAACGGUCCAAAAUCCCCAUUCUCAAGAUCUGCCGCUGCUCCCUCCUCCACCCGAUCACCUCUCCCCUCCCAAUCCACCUCUCCUCUUCGCCGUUUCACUUUCUCCAGGUGUCCUUCGGAGCUGGGAUGUGCGCAUUCACUGUUGCCGCUGCACAGUACGGUGGCGGCGGCGAGGCUGUCAUCCUGCUUGAGCUCAACAUCAAGGAGUUGCCGGGCACUUUCUCAGGGUACACUCUGCUGCACUUAUCCCGGUCUCUAGUACUAUUUUAUCUGUUUUCUA